Messenger RNA from Loxodonta africana (African savanna elephant), 1390 nucleotides. It is a transcript of the gene HSPB3, whose product is annotated as heat shock protein family B (small) member 3. Bases 671 to 1123 code for a protein of 150 amino acids. NCBI's taxonomy places the organism in Eukaryota, Metazoa, Chordata, Mammalia, Proboscidea, Elephantidae. The transcript has a single exon. The record is from RefSeq and is a predicted model, not a curated record. Gene Ontology annotation, cellular component: nuclear speck; cytoplasm.
UUCCUAAUUAAUUAAAGUGAGGUUCAUCUCUCCCGAGCAAAUGCAUUAAUACCAAUAUUAUCAGCCCAUAUUAGUGGUUAAGUGCUACGGCUGCUAACCAAAGGGUCGGCAGUUCGAAUCCACCAGGCAGUGCUUGGAAACUCAAUGGGGCAAUUCUACUCCAUCCUAUAGGGGAGGUAUGAGUCGGAAUCGACUCGAGAGCACUGGGUUUGGUUUUCUUUUUUUAUUAUAAUAUUUGUGCAUGUCUCUGGAACUAAGAGGUGUUAGGUAUUUCUCAAAUCGUUGUAGUUCGCUAGGGCAGAGUAUUCAUACCCUUUCUGAUGCAAACUCUUUUUCUCUUGAGGUAAGCUGGGCAGACAUAUUUGCCAAGGAUAACUGAGAAUGUGAGGGCAGUCCUUUACUCUGCAGCUUGUGCAGGCUGUGUGCUAAAUGUAACUCUGAAACACACCCUAUAAAUAGCAGCUCAUUGUCAGCAUGUGUGAAAAGACAAGAGUGAGUGUGUCCUGGUACAAUUCAGGCCUCAUUAAGUGGCUGUGUCUGGGCAGGGCUGUAAGCGAACAGCCACUCCAGCUGAUAAGUCUAGUCAGCAGGCAACCGGGAGGGUUCACCAGUGGAACCUGACAGAAGCUAGACGAAAGGGAAGCUGCUCAAUGCCCUUUUCUCCUCCACCAUGGCAAAAAUCAUCCUGAGACACCUCAUAGAGACUCCAGUGCGUUACCAGGAGGAAUUUGAAGCUCGAGGUUUGGAAGACUGCAGGCUGGACCAUGCUUUAUAUGCACUGCCUGGGCCAACCAUUGUGGAUCUUGGAAAAACCAAGCCUGCCCAGGCUCCUCAAGUGGACUCAGUGGCCGAGAUGCAACCACAAGAAGGUAAAUCCCACUUUCAGGUCCUGCUGGAUGUGGUCCAGUUUCUCCCCGAAGAUAUCAUCAUUCAGACCUUCGAAGGCUGGCUGCUGAUUAAGGCUCGACAUGGAGCCAGAAUGGAUGAACAUGGCUUUAUCUCAAGAAGCUUUACCCGACAGUAUAAGCUGCCAGAUGGCGUUGAAACAAAAGAUUUGUCUGCAAUCCUCUGCCAUGAUGGAAUUUUGGUGGUGGAAGUAAAGGACUCAGCUGGGACUCAGUGAAACCUUGUCGGUCCUGUUAAGACAGGACAAAGAAGAUCAGAGUUCUGCCAAUGGUACCACGUGAAUGUUUGUAUUACUCAUGUUUGAAAUAAUUUACCAUGAUUUCUAUGAAGAUUAAAAAUAUAUUCAUAGUUCCUGGUAUGUUGAGGUUGUCUUUAUUGUUCUAACUCAGAGAGGAAAAAUGGUUAAAUGUUGUGCCUACAGCUCAAAGUGAUGCUAUUCUUACAAUUGAACGUUGACAAUUUAGGAGUCUGUAGUUUUAUACUA